UAAAGUUAAUCAUCGAUAAAAAGAUAAUCAUAUUUUUACUAAAAAUAAUAGUAUAAUAUUAUUUGUUAAAGUUUAGUUUAUUAUAAUUUAAAUAAAAAGAAACAAAAUGGAAGUAGAAUUUAGCAAAGAAAAUUUCAUUUUACCUGAAAUUAAAUAUGAAUAUUUAGAUCAUACCGCCGAUGUACAACUUCAUUCAUGGGGCGAUUCUCUCAAAGAGGCUUUCGAACAAUGCGGCAUGGCCAUGUUUGGCUAUAUGACCGAAUUGGAUUAUGUUACCGUUGACUCCUGCUAUCAAAUCGAGGCUAAAGGUGAUGAUGUUGAUGGUUUACUUUUUCAUUUUCUUGAUGAGCUGUUAUUCCUUUUCUCAUGCGAACCUUUUUUGAUCUGCAAACGUUUGGAAAUUACCAAAUUCGAUUUGGAAACCUUUGAGAUUGAAUGUCGUUGUUAUGGAGAACCCUUCGAUUUGGGAAAACAUCCUCAAGGUACCGAAGUAAAAGCAAUUACUUAUUCUGCAAUGCAAAUCAUCCAAGAACCUGAAAAAAAUAAUUACGAAUUAUUCGUAAUUAUUGAUAUUUAAUUUAAGUUUUAUUUGUUGCUAUAAGUAUUGUUUUUGUGACUUUUUUUACAAUUAACUUUUUUUUUUUAUUAAAUUAUGUGCUACUACAUAUAUACAUACAUGUAUGUAUAUCCUUUAAUUUUAAAAUAAUGUGUUCUAUUUUUAAAUUUAAAACUUAACUGCCUCAAUAGAUACAAACAUUUUAAAUUAUUUA
This is a messenger RNA of Calliphora vicina (urban bluebottle blowfly), 770 nucleotides long. It is a transcript of the gene Archease, whose product is annotated as archease. The coding region runs from base 107 to 577 and encodes 156 amino acids. Gene Ontology annotation, cellular component: tRNA-splicing ligase complex. The transcript has 3 exons. Lineage: Eukaryota; Metazoa; Arthropoda; Insecta; Diptera; Calliphoridae. The record is from RefSeq and is a predicted model, not a curated record. Gene Ontology annotation, biological process: tRNA splicing, via endonucleolytic cleavage and ligation.